AUAGAAGUAUGAGGAGCAGUGCUAAUGGAUCUAUAAGCCCAUUGCUACUGGUGUUCUGCUGCUUGUUUUAUAGAUUGAGGCGAAAUGGAAUAAUCAUUACUUUUUAAAAAUAUAAUUUAAAUACAAUACAGUAUAACUUAAAAACAAAUUUUACGAAUUUUCUAAAAAAAUCUGCCUUUAAAUAAUUUAAAAAAUACCUUUUAAACUAUACAGAAUUCCAGAAAGUUGCUUCUUCAAUCGGGAAAAAUGAAAUAAUUGUUUUAAUAAUGUAAAACUGUAAAAGCCUCAUAUAAAAAUUCAUUCAAAUAAAAUUUAAAAAGGAAAAAGAAAAGUUAAAUUUACUCGCGCGGUCUCGUAGAAUAAAAAUUCUUCUUAAGUAAUAAUUAAACAAGGAAAAAUGGAAAAUUAGAUACGAUAUCAAUCAGGCGUGUUUGUGUCCUUCAUAAAACCAAAACUUUGUGCCGGAAUCAACCUAAAUCUAAAUGGAUUGUGCUACAUUUGUACGAAACAUAACCUUGUGUAAAGGUAAUGUGUACCAAUUAGAAAUACUAGCGUUCUCGUUUUCCUUUAUUUGACCUCCAAUCGACAUUUCUGUAAUGGCGAACAUGACACAGAUACGUUUUAUUUACCAGUAACGACCUACAGACAUAAUAACCCAUAAAGCAAAGGGCGACGCAAAUUAUACGCAUAGAAAAAUUUAUUUUCCCUUUUUGUUUGUAUUUAUUUAACCUUAUUAAUAACAAAAUCUGAGUAGGAAAUAAAAUAAACGUAAUUGGAAAACCGAUCCGAUUAAUUCAUUGCUAUUUAUUUUAAACGUGUAUCGCCGAUAACCCAAUUAGUGUAUGAUGCAGACCAGCAAUGCUCCCCAAACGUGUAGUGAAGCCAUCUUGUUCGGGGAUAUUCUAAAAAGUAAUAUUUUCUCUCUUCGCAAUCUCGUUCACAAUGCUAAGGAAGUCUCCGCAUGCCCGCCGAGGAUAAGAAAUUUUGAAUUUAAAAUUCUCUAACGCUAUUGGUUGGUUUUCGUGUGCUUUAUUUAUCCGCGCGACGACAUUUAACAUUUAAACAUGGAGGUACACGAGAACGAAUCGAUAAAGUUUCGACGCUACCAAUAUUUAGAACGUGGUUGCAUGGCAUCUACAACGAGCGAACAAAGGUUUUCGAUCCAAGGCCGCUACACGGAAGAAGCAUCGAGGUUCGUCCUUGAACUGAGAUGGCGACCGUGAAGACAGCGCUUUCCGACCCUGAACAAGAGCUGAUUGACAUAGUUGUGCCGAAUCGACCUUCAAAUGACCUUGGGAUUCGAGAGGAGGUGUGGUUACUCCAAAGCGUCCAAUCGUUAUGGUAUGAUGUCACACACAAAAUCCAUGACAUCACUAAACAAAUGUGGUUGUUCACAGUAACCAAAUAGUUUGUAAUAACAAGAAAAUGGAGAACGUGCAUCUUGCCGACGAAGAUGACCUGUACGGUGGUUAUAAUGAAGUUGACCCUCUUUUGGAUACCAGGACUCUUCAAGAAGAUGAAGGAUUUCAAAAAGCAGUUCGAACUAGUCAUGGUCGUCGACCGAUUGCUACAGCAAAACUUCCUGGGACUGCAAAAAUUGGAACAUCUCGAGGAGGAACAGGAUAUCAUGGACACACUUCAAUGUUGUCUUCAGCAAGUCAUACUACAACAAAUUCUCAAGAUAGUUUAGCUAGGCCAAUGACAGCUGUUAGAGGUGUUGGUUAUUCAUCAGCUGGAAAUAGAGUCCAAACUGGAAUGUUUGAUCCAUUAAAUCAAGCUAAACAUUCUGUAUCUCCUUUGCAGAUAAAAGAUGAAAAUAGUCCAGAAGAAUUACUUAAACAGUUAGAGAAGAAAGUUCAAGAAUUAAUGGAAGAGAGCUGCAGAGCUUCAAGUCGUAAUGAAAUGAAAUUGGCACUUGAAAAAGCAAAAGAAGCAUCAGCCAAGGAAAGAGCUUUAAGUAGACAAAGAGAACAACUUGUUUCAGAAGCAUCAGCAAAUAUGGAUCUUACAUUUUGUGUGAUUUUUCAUUUAUAUGUAAUUAAUUUAAUUGAAUAUACUUUUUUCAUAUUUAACUUAUUGGAAUUAAAUAUUGUAGGGCGUUUAAAGGUAAAUAUUGGAAACAUUUAUUAUAAUCAGGGUAAUUAUCCAAAAGCAAUUAAAUUUUACAGAAUGGCAUUAGACCAACUACCAAAUACUCAUAAAGAUAUGAGGAUAAAAAUAAUGAAGAAUAUUGGAUUGACUUUUGUGAAAAUGGGACAAUUCACUGAUGCUAUAACAUCAUUUGAAUAUAUAAUGGCUGAGAAACCAGAUUUUAAAACUGCUCUUCAUCUUAUUCUUUGCCAUUAUUCAUUGGGUGAUCGAGAAAAGAUGAAACAUAGUUUUUUAAAACUUCUUGAUGUAACUCUUGAUAAUGUAGAUGACGAUGAAAAAUAUUCUUCAAAUUCAGAAGAUUCUCAUUCAAAUUUGAUUAUGGAAGCAAUCAAAGAAGAUGCAUUAAGAAAGAUAGAAAGAAAAAGAAGACAAGAAGCUGAAUCUAGUAUUCUGACAGCAGCAAAAUUGAUUGCUCCCGUAAUUCUCUCAAGUGUUUCAGAAGGAUAUGAAUGGUGUGUUCAACAGAUAAAUGCAUCUUCCCAUGCAGAAUUAGCAAAUGAUCUUGAAAUUAAUAAAGCUGUGAUGUAUUUAAGGAAGAGAGAAUUUAACCAGGCAAUAGAAACAUUAAAAAUGUUUGAAAAAAAAGAAACAAAAGUAGCAAGUAUAGCUGCAACUAAUUUAUCAUUUCUUUAUUUUUUGCAAGGUGAUAAUACUCAGGCUGAUUUAUAUGCUGACCAAGCUAUUGUCUCAGAUCGUUAUAAUGCUGGAGCAUUAGUAAACAAAGGAAACACAUGCUUUAGACGUGGUGAUCUUGAGAAGGCAAAAGAAUUUUACAAAGAAUCUUUGAGUAAUGAAGCUAGUUGUAUGGAAGCAUUAUAUAACUUAGGUUUAACAAAUAAAAAACUUGGAAAUUUAGAGGAGGCAUUGGAAUGUUUUUAUAAAUUUCAUGCUAUUGUUCGAAAUCACCCACAAGUUGUGUAUGAAAUUGCUAGUGUAUAUGAAAUGCUAGAAGAUUUGGAUCAGGCAAUGGAAUGGUAUCAACAAUUAGCUACUCUUCUUCCAACUGAUCCACACUUAUUGGCUAAAAUUGGUGACAUGUGUGAAGCAGAAGGUGACAAGCAGCAAGCUUUUCAAUAUCAUUCAGAUUCAUAUAGAUAUUUUCCUUCAAAUAUUGAAAUAAUUGAAUGGUUAGGAGCAUAUCAUAUUGAUUCUCAAGUGUAUGAAAAAGCUAUAAAAUAUUUUGAAAGAGCAGCAAUUAUACAACCCUCACAAGUUAAAUGGCAACUUAUGGUUGCUAGUUGUCAUCGCAGAAGUGGAAAUUAUCAGCAUGCAUUACAGACUUAUAAACAUAUCCAUAAAAAGUUUCCUGAAAACACAGAAUGUUUGAAGUUUCUGGUCAGAUUAUGUACUGAUCUUGGCUUGCAAGAAGCAGCAGAAUAUGCUGUGAAAUUAAAAAAAGCUGAAAAAGCAAAGGAGCUUAAAGAACAGAGGGUUGCCAGCAAUACUAGUCGGCCUGGUAGUCGUCAUAGCAGUAGUAGGACUUCAAGAGAUGGUUCAGCAAGUAGUUUUAAUAGCGCUCCACCUGGAACACCACAUAGAAGCAGUUCUCGAAAUUCUCUUGCAGCAUCAGCAAGAUCAUUAGACCAUAAAUUUAUUUCAGAAGCAGAAGAACCAUUUCAGCCAGCAAGAAAAGAAAUUGAUGCAAGUUAUGAAGAUCCAUUAGGACCUCAACAAGAGCGACCUAAAACUGCAGCAAGACGCAAAGACCCUGUUGAAGAUGAAUUUGAUAAUGAAGAACUUGGUGAUGAUUUGUUACCUGUAUAAUUUUUUAAAA
Centruroides sculpturatus (bark scorpion) is the source of this 3925-nucleotide messenger RNA. Its product is annotated as intraflagellar transport protein 88 homolog. NCBI's taxonomy places the organism in Eukaryota, Metazoa, Arthropoda, Arachnida, Scorpiones, Buthidae. Gene Ontology annotation, cellular component: non-motile cilium; ciliary base; ciliary basal body. The transcript is spliced from 25 exons. Gene Ontology annotation, biological process: non-motile cilium assembly; intraciliary transport. Gene Ontology annotation, molecular function: kinesin binding. The record is from RefSeq and is a predicted model, not a curated record. The coding region runs from base 1426 to 3915 and encodes 829 amino acids.